AUGGCUGCCUCCAUAAAAUUUUCCAAAUCUGAUACCCCAGAUUUUGAGGAUGAUACAUUAUAUCGCAGCAUUGUGGGAGGUUUGCAAUACCUCUCAGUGACAAGACCAAACAUCUCUUACUCCGUCAACAAGGUUUUCCAAUUCAUGCAUUCCCCAAAAGCCCCUCAUUGGAGUGCCUUGAAGCGCAUCCUUAGAUAUUUGAAAGCCACCAUAAAUGAUGGUAUGUUCUUUGCAUCCAAAUCAAGUCUUACUCUCCAAGCUUACUCGGAUGCCGAUUGGGGAGGGGGUUGUCCAGAUGAUCGUCGUUCCACGGGAGGGUUUUGGGUCUAUCUCGACAAACACCUCGUCACUUGGAGCUUCAAAAAAUAA
Molecule: messenger RNA, 369 nt
Organism: Juglans regia (Persian walnut)
Lineage: Eukaryota; Viridiplantae; Streptophyta; Magnoliopsida; Fagales; Juglandaceae
Exons: 1
Coding region: 1-369 (122 amino acids)
Source: RefSeq, a predicted model, not a curated record